Messenger RNA from Pantherophis guttatus, 6531 nucleotides. RefSeq names its product solute carrier family 12 member 3 (gene SLC12A3). Lineage: Eukaryota; Metazoa; Chordata; Lepidosauria; Squamata; Colubridae. The record is from RefSeq and is a predicted model, not a curated record. Gene Ontology annotation, molecular function: sodium:potassium:chloride symporter activity. Gene Ontology annotation, cellular component: apical plasma membrane. Gene Ontology annotation, biological process: cell volume homeostasis; sodium ion homeostasis; sodium ion transmembrane transport.
CUAUUGCUUAACACAUUGUAAGCCGCCCUGAGUCUCCGGAGAAGGGCGGCAUAUAAAUCAAAUAAAAAAAAAAUAAUAAAAAAAUAUAACUGAAGGUGGGGAAUAUAUCCAGCACAGCUUCCUCCUCCUACUUUCCCCUCAACAACAACCCUGUGAGGUAGGUUGGGCUGAGAGAGAGACAGAGAGAGAAAGAGGGACAAGCCCAACGUCACCUGGCUUGCUUUCAUGGGUAAGGUAGGACUAGAAUUCACUGUUCCCGGAUGAUCGACCCAAAGUCACCCAACUGAUCUUCAUGGCUAAAACCGGACUAGAACUCACUGUUUCUUGGUGAUCGGCCCAAAGUCACCCAACUGCCUUUCACAGAUAAGGCCACACUAGAACUCACAGUCUCCCAUGUUUUAUCCUAGUCUAGUGAGUGUCAAACUCAAGGCCGGUGGGCCAGAUCCGGUGCGUGGGAUGUUUAAAUGUGGCUGGUGGGUCAGAGCCUGGAAACCACAGAAGCACGGGGCUUCUGGCAGCCAAAAUGGGGAACCACCCCCCGUGCAACCCUUUCUUGGCCUGGAUGGCCUCCUGCAAUGUUUUACAGACCAAAAUGGGGUGCGAGGGAGCGCCCCCCUCCCCCCCCCUGCUAGCCCGUGGAGGAGAACUACAAUGCUGAUCCGGCCCUCGAAGAAAUCCAGUUUGACACCAAGUUUGCACUAGACCAGACUGGUUUCUCAUGUAUUCUCAUGGUCUCCUUUCCUUCAGACUGAACAUCUUCAUCUCCCCAUGUUUUCAGUCUUCAGGAACUAUGCCAUUCCAUGGCCUGUUGCAGAGGUGGUACUCAGCAGGUUCUGACUAGUUUUGGAGAACCGGUAGCGGAAAUUUUGAGUAGUUCGGAGAACCGGUAAAUACCUCCUCUGACUGGCCCCAGGAGUCGGGAGGGAAUGAGGAUUUUGCAGUAUCCUUCCCCCAGGAGUGGGGAGGGAAUGGAGAUUUUGCAAUAUCCUUCCCCUGGAGUGGGGAAGGAAUGGGGAUUUUGCAGUAUCCUUCCCCCAGGAGUGAGGAGGGAAUGGGAAUUUUGCAGUAUCCUUCCACCAGGAGUGGGGAGGAAAUGGGGAUUUUGCAGUAACCUUCCCCUGCCACGCCCACCAAGCUACACCCACAGAACCGGUAGUAAAACAUUUUGAAUCCCACCACUGGCCUGUUGGCCGGAACUCAGUUAUCAUAUAUGAAUCAGAAGAGAGAACAGUGCAAGUAAUUUUUCUUAAAAUGCAAUGGCUAUUGAUUAUUGAAAAGGGAAGAUGUAAAUCUGGAAAAACAGAUCAUUCCGACCGGCACUGAUGCUUUUGACUUUGUGUACGCAUGCACCUUUAACUUUCAAAGACUUUCUUUACUACGUGUAAUCCUUGACUUACAACCGCUCAUUUCGUGACUGUUUGAAUUUACAACAGCACUGAAAAAAGUGAUUUAGGACCGUUGCAGCAUCCCCCUGCGGUCACAUGAUCAAAAUUUGAUUUUAAUCUUGGCCAGUGGCAGGGCUGAAAUGCUCCCGGUUCGGACCGGAUCGCCCAAUCCGGUAGCGAUGGAGGCGGGUGGUUCGGAGAACCGGUAGCAAAAAUCCCUGCCCCCCCCCGCCAUGCCCAGUUGAGCCGCACAAUCAUCAGAGGCUUUUUAAAAAAGCCUCUGCCGAUCAGGCAACUCAGCUGAGAUUGUCAGAGCCUUUUGAAAGCAUUUUUUUACAACCUCUUCGCUGAAGAGUUUGUAGAAAAAAUGGUUUUAAAAGUUAAAAAAAAAUUGGCCACGCCCACCCAGUCACAUUACCCCCCACACACCAAGCCACGCCCACAGAACCGGUACUAACAAAUUUUAGAUUUUAUCACUGGCAUGUGAUCAUCUUUUACGACCCUCUGACAAGCCAAGUCCAUGGGGAAGACAGAUUCAAUUUAGCAACCUUGUUACUAUGCUGUUUCCUGAAAAUAAGACCUCCCCUGAUAAUAAGCCCAAUCGGGCUUUUGAGCGCAUGUGCUAAAAAUAAGCGCCCCCGAAAAUAUUUAAACUCAUGGGCAGCCGGUCCCCGCCAUUUCCUCUGGUUAGGGUUAGGGAGACAGAACUGGAAAUCAGGUAAGACAGCAAGAGGAGCCCCGUCUUGCUCCACGUGCCCCAAAAUAAUAAGACCUCCCCAAAAAUAAGGCCAUUAUUUCGGGGUUCAAAGAAAUAUAAAAAAAAUACAGGGAAAUACGGUAACUUAACAACCGCAAUGAUUCACAGUGGCAAGGCAGGUUGUACCAUGGGGCAAAAUUCAACUUACCCACUGUCUUGCUUAGCAAUGGAACUUUUGGGCUCAAUUUCAGUCGUAAGUCGAGGACUACUUGUAUCGUAAGUUUCCUAAAUCAAAUAUAAUUUAGGACAGUGAUAGCUAACCUUUUUGCCAUUGCGUGCCAGGAAGGGGAUGGAGGUUUGCGUGCGUGCAUGCCCACACCCAUAAUUCUAUGCGACCCGCCCCGUGCAUGUGCGUAUGACCCCCCCUCCCCCACACUCCUAGAGAGGCUCUGGAGCUGGGGACAGCAAAAAGCAUCACUUCCUAUCCAACCGACAAUUGGGAAAUGAGCCGUUUUGGGCCUCCGAGGGGGUAGGGAAGGCUGUUUUCGCCCUCCCCAGAUGCAUAGAGAGGAUCUGGAGCCAGAUGAGAAAGAAAAACGGGCCUUCUCCACCCACCCAGGCCCUCCGGAGGCAGGAAACAGCCUGUUUCCCUACUUCUGGUGGGCCCAGAAAGCCCGAAAAUCAGCUGGCACCAGAGCUGAGCUGGCGUGCCAGGCGACAUGGCUCCACAUGCCUCCUGUGGCACGUGUGCCAUAGGUUCACCAUCACGGGUUCAGGAGAAGUCAGAGCACAUUAGACUCAUUCUCAUAAAAUAAUCCAUAAAGCCGUGCCCCCAUUCCUUCCCAGCUAAUUAGAAGAUAAGAGCAGCUUAAUGUACCCAAACAAAAUGAACCACGGCGGAAGCCUUGUUCCAGCCUUCUGUUUAGGUGGGUUUUUCAUCAGCUUUUUUUCCUUAGGACUUAAUACCAAAUCUGUUAUCUCUGUCCUGAUCUAGAACUGGAAUUGGUGAGUGUGAGAUUCCUGCAGGCUACUGUUUUCAGCCACGAGCGCGGGAGUCUCUCCGAUCAUUAUUUUGGGCCAGCUUUUUCUGGUUUCGUAGGCGAUAAAAAGCCUGCAUGUCUGACCCCGCUGCGUUACAGACCCCAAUCUGCCCACUCCUCUUCCCUGGGACCUGUGAUUUCAGGGGGAAUCGAGAUGAAGAGGGGAGGGCCCGAGAUGGUGGAGCUGCCAAGGAUCCAACGGGGAGAAGAUCGGGAGUGUCUGAAUGGCCGCUUCACCAUUAGCACCCUGUUCAGCCCGGAGGGUAGCGGCACCAACUCCUACAGUCAAACGGGAGCUGCUCCCUAUGACAUCACCCAAACCAGCCACUGUACCCAUAACAGCACCUUCUACAUGCAGACCUUUGGAUAUAACACCGUUGAUGUUGUGCCCAGCUAUGAAAACUAUGCCAACACCAAGCUCUGUGGUGAAAUCCAGAAACCGAGACCAACGCUUGCGGAUCUGCACUCUUUUCUUAAGCAAGAAAAUAGCCACCGGCAUCCUCCGAGAUACGAAGCCCACAGAAGCAACAGCUUCUCCGAAGAAGUGGUGGGAGAAGAGGCUGGUAAGGAGAAAGAGAAGAAUCAAGGAGAGCCCGUCCGAUUCGGGUGGGCCAAGGGGGUAAUGAUUCGUUGCAUGCUUAACAUCUGGGGUGUGAUCCUGUACCUCCGGCUUCCUUGGAUCACUGCACAAGCAGGCAUAGCGCUGACUUGGGUGAUCAUUCUAAUGUCUGUGACUGUGACCACCAUCACUGGAUUAUCCAUUUCUGCCAUCUCCACCAACGGCAAAGUCAAAUCAGGUGGGACAUACUUCCUCAUUUCAAGAAGCCUUGGGCCAGAGUUGGGAGGCUCCAUUGGCCUUAUCUUCGCUUUUGCCAAUGCUGUGGCCGUGGCCAUGCAUACCGUGGGCUUUGCAGAAACAGUGCGAGACCUCUUGCAGGAAUAUAACUCAAGCAUGGUGGACCCUACCAACGACAUCCGCAUCAUUGGGGUUGUCACCGUGACAGUGUUGCUUGGAGUAUCCUUGGCUGGGAUGGAGUGGGAAGCCAAGGCUCAAGUUCUCUUUUUCGUGGUGAUCAUGAUUUCCUUCAUUAACUACCUGGUGGGGACGGUUAUGCCAGCCACUGAGGAGAAGCAGGCGAAAGGAUUUUUCAGCUACCGAGCCAACAUUUUUGCUCAGAACUUUGUUCCCAGCUGGCGGGGACCUGAUGGCAGCUUCUUCGGUUUGUUUUCCAUCUUCUUCCCAUCAGCCACUGGCAUCUUGGCAGGAGCCAACAUUUCAGGUGAUUUGAAGGAUCCUGCUGUGGCAAUUCCUAAAGGAACCCUCAUGGCUAUUUUUUGGACAACCGUGUCAUAUCUGGUUCUUUCGGCUACAAUUGGUUCUUGCGUUGUCCGUGAUGCCUCCGGGAGCAUUAAUGAUACUGUCCUCGCUGGUUCCAUGGGUUGUGAAGGCAUUGCUUGUGGCUACGGCUGGAACUUCACAGAGUGUGCUCAGAGCCACAGCUGUCGAUAUGGGCUCAUCAAUUAUUAUCAGACCAUGAGCAUGGUUUCUGGCUUUGCCCCUCUCAUCACAGCUGGGAUUUUUGGGGCCACCCUCUCUUCUGCUUUGGCGUGCCUCGUCUCAGCUCCCAAAGUCUUCCAGUGUCUUUGUAAGGAUGAACUCUACCCGGCCAUUGGCUUUUUUGGAAAGGGCUACGGAAAAAAUAACGAACCCAUCAGGGGUUACCUGCUGACGUACCUCAUUGCGGUUGGCUUCAUUCUGAUUGCGGAACUGAAUGCCAUCGCUCCCAUCAUCUCCAAUUUCUUUCUCUGCUCUUACGCGCUCAUCAAUUUCAGCUGUUUCCAUGCCUCCAUCACCAACUCGCCAGGUUGGAGACCCUCCUUUAGAUAUUAUAGCAAGUGGGCAGCUCUGUUUGGGGCCAUCGUUUCUGUCGUUAUCAUGUUCCUGCUAACCUGGUGGGCUGCCCUCAUCGCUAUUGGGAUUGUGGUGUUCUUGCUCGGAUACGUUCUUUACAAGAAGCCUGGAGUUAACUGGGGCUCAUCUGUUCAAGCUGGUUCCUAUAACAUGGCCCUGAAUUAUUCUCUGAGUCUCAAUGAGGUGGAUGACCAUAUUAAAAAUUACAGGCCUCAAUGCCUCAUCCUGACUGGUCCUCCUAACUUCCGCCCAGCACUGGUCGAUUUUGUGGGAACUUUUACAAAAAAUUUGAGUCUGAUGAUCUGUGGGAAUGUGUUGAUCGGGCCCUCCAGACAGGCGAAUGCUGAAGUGGGACUUGCUUCCAAAGGCCACGUCAAAUGGCUGACCAAGCGAAAGGUCAAAGCUUUCUACACAGGCAUCUCAGCAGAGGACUUGAGAACUGGAGCACAAGUCCUUAUGCAGGCCUCAGGUCUUGGGAGAAUGAAGCCCAACGUUCUGGUACUUGGAUAUAAGAAGAACUGGCAGGCAGCACAUCCCCAGACAGUGGAAGAAUAUAUUGGGAUGCUGCAUGAUGCUUUUGACUUCAAAUAUGGAGUAUGCGUGAUGCGCGUGAAGGAGGGACUCAACAUUUCUCGGAUCAUGCAGGCUCACAUUAAUCCAGCUUUUGAUCCAGCAGAAGUUCCCCAGAAAAGCAGUGAAGCACCUGCCAUAACAGGCACAUUGGAUCCUGAUGCUUCAGUAGCAGAACAACAGGCGAGCACCAUUUUCCAGAUGGAUCAAGGCAAGAAAACUAUUGAUAUCUACUGGCUGUUUGAUGAUGGAGGUCUAACUCUUCUCGUCCCUUAUCUCCUCGGCCGCAAAAAGAGAUGGGGGAAAUGUAAGAUCCGGGUGUUUGUCGGUGGGCAGAUCAACCGAAUGGACGAAGAGCGGAAGGCGAUUGUCUCUUUAUUAAGCAAAUUUCGGCUUGGAUUUCAUGAGGUUCACGUCCUUCCAGACAUUAACCAGAAACCCCGACCUGAACAUGUGAAGAGAUUUGAUGAUUUGAUCGCGCCGUUCAGACUGAACGAUGGCUUCAAAGACGAUGCGGUGGUGAACGAGAUGCGUCACGGCUGCCCGUGGAAAAUUUCCGAUGAAGAGGUUGCAAAGAACAAAGCUAAGUCACUUCGACAAGUGAGAAUGAAUGAAAUUUUGCUGGACUAUUCUCGCGAUGCUGCCCUUAUUUUCAUAACUAUGCCAGUUGGCCGUAAGGGAUGUCCCAGUAGCCUGUACAUGGCUUGGCUGGAGACCCUCUCGCAAGAUCUGAGGUCUCCCAUGAUUCUGAUCAGAGGCAACCAGGAAAACGUCUUGACUUUUUACUGUCAGUAGGACCUUCUUGGGCCAGGGAGCAUUGCAACCUGGAGAAGAAAUUUCCAGCCUGAUCCUGCUUUGCUGGUGAGCUAUCAAGAGGCUGCAUUGCAGGGAUGAAGGCCAAGAAUAAAAGACCAAUGGUGGAAAACA